Messenger RNA from Erythranthe guttata (spotted monkey flower), 1233 nucleotides. RefSeq names its product Ribosome recycling factor. Lineage: Eukaryota; Viridiplantae; Streptophyta; Magnoliopsida; Lamiales; Phrymaceae. Gene Ontology annotation, cellular component: mitochondrion. Gene Ontology annotation, molecular function: ribosomal large subunit binding. Gene Ontology annotation, biological process: translation. The record is from RefSeq and is a predicted model, not a curated record.
UUUUUUCUAAACCCUUUAAACCCUAGAGUGAAAUUAUGCACACAGUUUAGCUCAGAAGAAGAAAUUAAGAUUCAGAAAUGGCGAUCUCCCUUAGACGAUCAUUAAUUUCUUCGAAGAAUCUCUUUUACGCACUAAGAACUGCAUCCAUCCACUCAUACCAAACAAUUUCUUACUUAAACGCCUCCAAUUUUAUCAAUUCCCAUGAUUCUGCUGUUGCUAACAGUUCUCGAAGUUCGCCGACAGCGGAUCUAUAUCAAUUUUACACUCGGAGAGGAUUCGCCAAAGGAAGGAAGCAACCAAUAAAAAAGGAAGAGUCGGAAGAAGAGGAGGAGGAGGAGGAAGAGGAAGAAGAAGAAGAGGAGGAGGAUGUAGAUGACGAGGAAGAAGAGGGCGGUGAUUUAGGGGCUAGGGUUAAGGCUAAUGCUGUAACACUGAUGAAUGCAGCAGUUGAUGCACUGUCUCGAGAAUUGACUAAAUUGCGUACCGGAAGGGCAUCGGCAGGGAUGCUUGACCACAUUAUGGUUGAACAAUAUGGUGUUAAGACGCCUCUUAACAGGGUGGCAGCUGUCUCAGUAUUGGACUCAAAAACCUUGUCGGUCACUCCAUAUGACCCUAAUGCCCUGAAGGAGUUGGAGAAAGCCAUCAUCUCAUCUCCACUAGGAUUAAAUCCCAAGUCUGAUAACGAACGACUACUUACACCUAUACCUCCAUUGACCAAAGAACACAUGCAAGCUGUGUGUAAGGUGGUUACAAAAUCAUCUGAAGAUGUGAAGCAAAGCAUAAGAAGAGCCCGCCAGAAGGCACUGGAAAGCAUUAAGAAAGCAGCACCGAAGAAAAAGGACAAAGAUAAAUCUGGUUCAAGUAUAUCAGAAGAUGAUGCAAAACGACUCGAGAAAGAAAUUGAUGAGUUGACCAAAAAGUUUAUCAAGACAGCUGAAGAUAUGUGCAAGGCCAAAGAAAAGGAAAUCAGGGCUGGCUGAAUUUGGGUAUUUAGGUUAAUUAGAUUUUAUUUUAUAAAAAAUGAUUAGAUGUUGAUUGGAAAAAGGUAUAGCUGGAUGUAUGAACAGCUGUAAAGCCCCAGCUCAAAAUGAAUUAAAUUUACUUUAUAUGGAAAAACAAAAAUUGUUGGUGGUUUUAUUACAGAAGUAGUAACAAUGCCAGUUUGUUUUGACCAUGUUUGAGAGUGACAUGUCAACCUACUCGUGUUGUCUCUUACUUGAUAAAUUAGCAUCU